Molecule: messenger RNA, 2035 nt
Organism: Schistocerca gregaria
Lineage: Eukaryota; Metazoa; Arthropoda; Insecta; Orthoptera; Acrididae
Product: anaphase-promoting complex subunit cdc20-like
Exons: 1
Coding region: 163-1854 (563 amino acids)
Biological process (GO): anaphase-promoting complex-dependent catabolic process; positive regulation of anaphase-promoting complex-dependent catabolic process; positive regulation of ubiquitin protein ligase activity
Cellular component (GO): anaphase-promoting complex
Molecular function (GO): ubiquitin ligase activator activity; protein binding; anaphase-promoting complex binding
Source: RefSeq, a predicted model, not a curated record
GUUAUCGUUGCAAUAGAUUGAUCUCGUUUUGAGAGAGCCUUGAACGCCUUUUCCUAAUUUCAGACCGUGUAGAGUCGGCUUGGAGUUAUUACAAGUGUAUAUAUUGCAUUUGGCUGCAUUAUCUGUCUGCUGCUUAUUCCUCGUUUUACUUGUCAAUUUAGGAUGACCAGUUUUGACCUCAAUUUUUGUGGCACUCCAGACUCGUUUUCUUCGUUUCCUGUACUGCUAGAACACUUAGACAAAAACAACUUAUUACGCCAGAACGAAUUGAACGCACACGCGGCGCAGUUCACAAAAUGUCCCGCCACAGACCUUCAAACCGACUUUCACCGGCUUCACUCUAAGUGUCUGCACAUGUACCGUACCCCGAGAAAGUUGGAAUGCAAGCGCUCGCAGAUUGAUACUCCCCCUUCCCCAUCGAAGCAUUCGUUGCGAGGGGACCGCUUUAUUACAGACCGAAGGUCGAUGAAUCUAGACAUAUCCCAUUUUGCACUUUCUAGAGAAUUUGAGAAAGAAAAAAUAGAGGCUUCUGCAGAUAAAGAAGAAUACAGACAUUCUCUGGCGCUCAGCUUAUUUGACAGCGACAAUGUGCCUGACUUGGUUGCGAUCGAUGGUUCGCUGUCAGGUUCUCUUGAGCGACCAUGCUCAAGUACCAUGCAAAUGGCCACUGUCAGCUACUCUAACGGCGUGGAUAUGGGCUUCAGCACACCGAGUCCGUGUCCCAUGGUGAGCCCUGUGCCCCUUCCUCCGAAGCGUCCCUCAAAAAUUCUUUCGUUUGCCAACAAAGUGUCAUCUGUUAGAGCUUCAGAGAACCGUUUGAAAGCGCUAUAUUCGACAGACAUUCUGCGCAACAAGAGCCCUUUGUCUCGCAUCGUCCCCAUGACACCGGAGCGAGUUUUGGAUAUACCAGAUAUCAUAAACGACUAUUACCUCAACUUGCUGGAUUGGAGCUCCACAAAUAUUCUGGCUAUCGCACUCAAACACAGCGUUUAUCUUUGGAAUGCUUUCAAUGCGGAUGUCACUCAACUCUUGACUCUAGAAAACCAAGAUGACUAUGUGUCGUCCCUGGCAUUUUCAGAGGACGGCCGCUAUCUGGCCGUUGGGGUCAAUUCAAGCACCAUCCGAAUUUGGGACGUUGCCUGCGAAAAACAAUUUCGCAAAUUAUAUGGACACCUCGCCAGAGUGUGUAGUUUGAGCUGGAACGAUAGCGUGUUGACGAGCGGCUCUCGAGAUACAAACAUUUUCAACCACGAUAUCAGACAAGAAAGACAUCAUAUCUCUUCUUUUCAAAAUCACACACACGAAGUGUGUGGACUAAAAUGGUCCCCCGAGAAGCUUCAUCUUGUGUCAGGUGGUAACGACAACAUACUCAAUGUCUGGUCUCUGGGCUCUGCACAUCCAAUUUACACCUUCACUCAGCAUCAAGCCGCAGUCAAAGCCAUUGCCUGGUGUCCGUGGCAGCGAAAUCUACUGGCAUCCGGAGGCGGCGCGGCUGAUCGAAAGAUCAGGUUUUGGAACACUGGAAAUGGAUCAUGCUUAAACACAAUAGACACGAAGUCACAAGUUGGGAGUCUUCUGUGGUCCAGACAUGUCAAAGAGCUCAUUUCCUCGCAUGGCUAUUCUCAAAAUCAGAUAACCAUCUGGAAGUAUCCCAGGCUAACGAAGCAAGUAGAACUGUCUGGUCACACAAAUCGCAUCCUUCACAUGGCUAUGAGUCCGGACGGAACGACUAUAGCAAGCGCAUCUGGCGAUGAGACGCUAAGGUUUUGGAAAAUCUUCAACACAGACUUCAAGCACCAAAAGCGCGACGAUGCCUACAGUGAGGGAGACCUUCGGCUUAAGGUCAUCAGGUAGGCAACAAAAAUGCACCUCUAGCCUCUAGCUUUGCCGGCUCUGCUUUUUCGAUAACCUAGACCUAGCUCAACUUUGUAUUGCAACGACAACGGUGCUUUUAAGCACCAUAAAAAACUUUAUGUGUAUUAUAAGAAGACACAUUAAUAAAAAGGCAAGUGCUUUUUACACUUUCGUUUUUGGA